AUGCCCACAAUAAUCCUCGGCGGCGGCAUAAUCGGCGCCUCAAUCGCCUACUACCUCUCACAACAAGACCCCAACUCCGCAUCGGAAAUCCACAUCCUCGAAUCCUCAUCUACGCUCUUCAGUUCCGCCUCCGGCUAUGCCGCGGGCUUCCUCGCAAAAGACUGGUUCGAGCCCUCGCUCCUCCCCCUCGGCGAACUCUCCUUCGCCAUGCACGAGUCUCUCGCGGCUGAGCAUGGUGGGGCUGCGCGGUGGGGGUAUAUGAAGGGGACGGCGCUGAGUUUGGGGUCGACGGAUGCGGGGGCCGGAGGGAAGAGAGGGGAUGAUUGGUUGCGGUCGGGGACGAGUCGCGCGGAGACGGCGACGGGGGAGGUUGUGGUGACGGAGGGGCCGGAGUGGUUGACGAGGCAGAAGGGGACGGCUGUUGAGAGGAUUAGUGAGGAGGGGAGUGUAGCGCAAGUGGAUCCGCUCCGCCUCUCCCAAUUCCUCCUGGACGAGAGUCUAAAGCGAGGCGUAAAGCUUCACCAACCAUGCAAAGCCACCUCUCUCAUCGCAGACAGCACGGGAACAAUAACCGCCAUAAAGAUGCUCAAUCUCACCACAAAAGCCGAAUCUACCCUGCCUGCCACAAACCUCAUCCUCGCCGCCGGAUCCUGGACACCGCGUGUCUUCGAAUCCCUUUUCCCCUCAUCCCGAACGAAACUCCCAAUCUAUCCACUGGCCGGGUACAGUCUCGUCGUGCGCUCACCACGGUACACAUCCGAGCACGAGAAGCAGAUCAACGGGGAGAGCCACGCGGUCUUCACGACACAUCCGCCGUCAUGCGGGUUCAGUCCCGAGAUCUUUUCGCGCGAGGGCCAGGAGAUUUAUAUUGCCGGACUGAAUAGUCGCGAUAUACCCGUUCCGGAUCGGGUUGAGGAUUUGCAGCGGUACUUUGAUGAGAAGGAGAUGGAGAGGUUGAAGAAUGUUACUGUGAGAUUGAUGGGGAGGCUUCCUGAUGGCACCCUGGAAGCAACCGAGGAAGUGGCUAACGUCAAUGAUCUUGAGAUCCUCCGAGAGGGAUUGUGUCUCCGACCCGUUGCGGAGAGAGGCGUACCGUUUGUUUCGAAGAUCGAGGAUGGACUCCUGGGGAAUGGGUUGAAGACCGGGAAGAAUGGUGGCGUGUUCGUUGCGGCGGGCCAUGGACCCUGGGGAAUCUCGUUGGCCCUGGGUACAGGGAAGGUGGUUGCAGGCUUGGUGAACGGGGUGAAGCCUGCUGCUGAUGUUAGUGGGCUGGGUGUUGGGUCGUCAAAGGCGAAGCUUUGA
Molecule: messenger RNA, 1302 nt
Organism: Aspergillus calidoustus
Lineage: Eukaryota; Fungi; Ascomycota; Eurotiomycetes; Eurotiales; Aspergillaceae
Source: the annotation of a GenBank genome assembly